UUUUGCACAUGCCACACAACUGUUUUUUCCAUCAUUUUUAAGUUAAUGACAUAAAAAGCAUUAGUGGAUUAACAUUUUAAGAAUGGCUCCUUUUUAGUUGACUGCAGGACAUGUAUUGAUAAUUUGUUUUGAUUUUUGAUUUGAAAUGAAGUCAAUUUGCUUCUUUUCACAUCAGAAUUUAACAAAAUAUUUAAUUUCCUUAGGGGUGCCUAAACUUUUGCAUACAACAGUAUAAUUCUAUGUUUUUAUUUUCUAGCUAUCUAGUUGUAGUUGUAAUAUUAGUGUAUAGACUGGACAAUGAACGCUUGUGGCUUAUUGCAAAUGUGUAAAUGUAAACUGACUGCAGCUCAGAGAGCAUAGGCUGGUCUCCUGCAGUCUUAUACUGUACCUUCUUUCCCUGUUCACUGUGAAUAUAACAGUAUAUCCAUAAUGCAAGAUACUGCCAAUAUGUGAUGCAUAAUAUAAUGAAAUACUGAAUACAAUGUAUGCAGUAUUGGUGAUUUUUAUCCUCACACCUGUUGCCUUAAAUCCCUAUGGACAGUUUGGUUUGUUCAUUUUAUUUGUGUUUCGUUUGCUUUUGAUUUAAAUAUUUAUAUUUUAAUAGUGAGCUCGGAUUCAUCAUCAAUUUCUCUUUGUCAAAAUACAAUGUCUUUGUGGGUUUGCCCCUGGUGUCAAGUGAGUUUUAGCAUGCAGCUCCUCAGUUUGUCCACUGGUCGGAGCUGUUCACCACUGAAUGUGUGGUAGUGAGCAUUGAUUUUGCACAGCAGCAGGUUUUAAGAUAAGAUAAAUCUUUUAAUGACCCUAAUGGGAGAGGCUGGUCAAUAUUGGCAUUAUUAAACAUUACCAAUCAUAGACGAAUUGGCACGUAUUGGAAAGUUGUUUUUGUGGGAGGGUGUUGUUAGUUGCUGAAUAUAUUAGGCUAUAUAUGGCACAUUAAAUAUAUUGAUAUGCUGAUAAUAUUUUACAUAUACUGGAUAUGCAACAUUCUGUUGGAUUUAAGACUAUAUUUUAAGGAAUGGGAUGUAUCGAAUAUUUCAUCCGGUUUAGCCUUUGCGCCAAUUCUAAAUAACAACCAAUGAGCUCAAUGGUCGACUGAAGGUAAUUGGGUUUUAUGCUUUAUUUCUCUUUGAAGUGAAAUGAUUGUAACAUUGAACUUCAUGCUAACAUUUUCAGGUUAUUUCGCCAUAAAAGAGUAACGUUGAGUCUGUUUUAAUAAAAUGCAUAAAUAAAGAAUAAUGAAGACAAUCGUAAUAAUCGGUCUUACAGGAGGCCUUUUUGGUAAUGAGGUUUUGUCCCUCUAAUUCAUCCUUCUGAAAAUGUCGACUGGCGACACGGCCAACACUUUAAUUGCUCCCAUUGAUUGAUAGAAUAAAAACACAACAAUGCAGCCACAUAGCCCGGGUGGUUUCCCCCCUAUAAGAAAGCUGGCUGAGUGAAUUGGGUGUAGCUGUGUCUGUGUGCGCCUUGGCCAAUGGAACCAGAUCCUCCCUGCAGUGCGUAAGAGCGCGAUUUAGGAUUUAACCAAGUCUUUGCUGCGAGGCUGGCUGCAGUCUUCACCAGAGCCCGACGGCCUGAGAGCCUUUCAACAAUGCCAGUGUAGUUUUCACACCGCGUUGGAGUCAGACUGCCUCAUUUUUUGCUAAUUAAAUAAAACAAACCCACGCGUUCGCUCUCGAAGUAUGACUGGAGUAUUCGACCGGAGGAUCCCGAGUGUGAAACCCGCAGACUUCCAGAGCUCCUUUCAACUCUCCGCCAUGCACCAUCCGUCUCAGGAAUCUCCUACUUUACCCGAGUCCACCGCCACGGAUUCUGGCUACUACAGUCCCGCCGGUGGAGUCUCUCACGGCUACUGCUCGCCCAGCUCCACCUCAUAUGGGAAGCCUCUCAAUGCUUACCAGUACCAGUACCCGGGGGUAAAUACGUCCGCUGGAAAUUACUCGACAAAAUCCUACACUGAUUACAGCUCGUACACGACCCCCGCCUACCACCAGUAUGCUGGGACUUACAGCAGAGUGCAAGCCCAGCCGAGUCCACAAGAAAAAGAGAUAAGUGAGCCUGAGGUGAGGAUGGUGAACGGCAAGCCGAAGAAAGUGAGAAAGCCCCGGACAAUCUACUCCAGCUUCCAGCUGGCCGCCCUGCAGAGGCGGUUUCAGAACACACAGUACCUGGCGCUGCCGGAGAGAGCCGAGCUGGCUGCCUCGCUGGGACUCACGCAAACACAGGUCAAAAUUUGGUUCCAGAACAGGAGAUCAAAAAUGAAGAAAAUCAUGAAAAACGGCGAGCUUCCACCGGAGCACAGCCCCAGCUCCAGCGACCCCAUGGCGUGCAACUCUCCACAGUCCCCGGCCGUCUGGGACACACAGGGGCCCUCCAGGCCGCACAGCCUACAGCCACAAAACAUCAACACGACGGCUACUAACUUUUUGGAAAAUUCGGGGUCAUGGUACACCGGCAGCUCCAUGACUUCCCACCUGCAGACCCCUAACUCGAUACAGCACUCAUUGGCUCUUGGAGCGGGGACGUUAUAUUGAAAAACCCUGUUGUUCAUUUCAAACUUUUUUUUCUCCUUCUAUGGGACUCGUGUUCAAAUUUCAGAGGAAUAUGCAAUGUAUUUGAUGACAGUCAUAGAAGAAAACGUGUAAAAUGUGUAAAUGUGUGCAUGUAAUUUAUUGCAUUUUGGAAGAAUAUUAAACGUUUAAAUGGACAAUGGAACUUUGAAACUUCCGGCCUCAGUACAGUCUCUUGUCAUUUUAACCCUGUUAUUUACAUUGAAAAUCACGACUCAGACUCACAGACCUAAAUAGCGUUUGUGAAUCUCAGGUGACAUUUUCAACACAAGGUUGUAAAUCACAGCUGCUCAGUGAUGACGUGAACUAUCUAUAGAAAAUGUAAAUCUAAUCUUGGUGGUUUUCAUUUGCGAUAAUAGCCACGAUCUCUAUUUAUUCUGUGAUUUUUAUUUGUUUUUUUAUUUUUUAUUAAAGACUUUGUUAUUUUAAAUCUGCAGAUGUUACGCAGACAGACUUAAUAGGCCUAUUUGUCUUGGGAGAUGGGAAUGAAAAAUAUCUUCAUCAGCAGACUCAGUUUAAUUUACAUUUAAAUAGUAAUGGAGGAAAAGAAUAAGAAUUUUAGUGCAAACAGACAUUAAGCAAAAGAAAAUGUUAUUGUAAAUACACUUCUGAGAAAACAUGGCUACUAUCACGGUAAGCCUAUCAUAAUAAUGACACUUGUUUUAAUUGAAUUUCGGUGCUCCUUAAUUGAACUGUAUUGAUUUGUGAUAUAAUAUUACUAUUGUGAUAUCUUCAUUAUAUAGUUAUAGAGAAUAUUGCUGUUUUUGUGGAAGUCAGUAGAGGAACCUUUUCUUGAUUUUUUUUAUUUAUUAUUAUAUUAUUUAUUAAAUACGAUCAC
Molecule: messenger RNA, 3405 nt
Organism: Seriola aureovittata
Lineage: Eukaryota; Metazoa; Chordata; Actinopteri; Carangiformes; Carangidae
Gene: dlx5a
Product: distal-less homeobox 5a
Exons: 3
Coding region: 1680-2531 (283 amino acids)
Biological process (GO): regulation of transcription by RNA polymerase II; cell differentiation; embryo development
Molecular function (GO): RNA polymerase II cis-regulatory region sequence-specific DNA binding; DNA-binding transcription factor activity, RNA polymerase II-specific
Source: RefSeq, a predicted model, not a curated record